Messenger RNA from Syzygium oleosum, 2365 nucleotides. Its product is annotated as probable serine/threonine-protein kinase SIS8. NCBI's taxonomy places the organism in Eukaryota, Viridiplantae, Streptophyta, Magnoliopsida, Myrtales, Myrtaceae. The record is from RefSeq and is a predicted model, not a curated record. Gene Ontology annotation, molecular function: protein kinase activity; ATP binding. Gene Ontology annotation, biological process: protein phosphorylation. Bases 79 to 2265 code for a protein of 728 amino acids. The transcript has 14 exons.
CCACCUUUGUAAUAAUAAUAAACUAAGCGAUUGCGUUGCUUGCUCCCUGUGAUCUGACCCCUCCAUGCGCAGCGGAGAAUGGCCGGAGAAGCCGAGCCGGAGCCCGCGCCGGGGCCGAGCCGGUACCGGGCCGUCGCCGAUCGGUGCCUGAGGCUCGAGGCGAGCCAAGCCGAGCUCACGGAGCGACUCGCCGAGCUCGUCGAGUCCGGCGAGAGCCCCGAGCCCGGCGCGGCGUCGCCACCGCCGCCGGACUCGGGGUCCGAUCCGUUCGCACGGUUCCCGGGAGCUUUCCUUGGGGGAGGCCCGUGCCGGAGGAUUCUGGAGUCGAUCGGACACGCCGUUCACGUGUGCGGAGCUUCUUCGCGAAAGAUCACGUACUGGAACCACUCUGCUGAGAAUCUCUAUGGAUGGAAAGACCAUGAAGUCAUUGGACGAAGAGUUGAUGAAAUUCUAGUUGCUGAAGAACAUUUUCCUUCUCUGCAGAAUAUCAUGGAAAAGCUGAGGUUUGGCCAGUCAUGGUCAGGUCAGUUUCCUCUUAAGAAAAGGUCUGGUGAAAUAUUUAUGGCUAUGGUGACGAAAAGCCCAUUAUACGAGGGUGGAGAGCUUGCUGGUGUUAUCACUGUUUCAAGUGAUGCGGCCCUUUUUAAUGGUAUAAGCCUGGACAGAUCAAGAGCAAAUGAGGAGCAUGCUAAUGGCUUGCCUAAAUCACGGGGUUUGAACUUGAAAAAGAUUCAGUGGCAGCCACGGCCACAGAUUGCACCUAUACCACAAAUUGCUUCCUCUGUUUCAAACCUGGCGUCCAAAGUUCUACCACGCAGAUGUGGAGACAAUACACAGAAUCUAUGUGUUGGUGGACAGCACGAUGCAAUAGAAACUGAUGAUGCUAUAUUAGAGAAACCUGGUAAAUUGGCAGCAAAACUGUUGGAGAAGCUGCAUAUUAAAGGUAAUCGGAACGUGGUAAAUGAAGAUGAAAGUUACCAACAGAUCAAACAUGCAAGUAAUGGUCCAGUGAGAAAUGAAGUGACAUGUGAGCCUAACAUUGCAACAGAUUUGAAGGCAUCAAGUACCUGCCAGGGAACUCUUCAUCCCAAUAUCAUGGGGAAAUGUCCUGGCAGGAAAACUCCUGUUUUAGCUGAAAGAGAAUCCAUUGAUUUGCACAGAGGUGCACAUCCUCCCACUUUCAGUGAGACUUCUGAGUUAGCAUCCUCAAGAAAAUACAAUAAGUGUUUUCAUUUGCCUAGACCAGGAAAUUUGUCGCCGAAAGUGCUCAGCCAAGUGAGUGAGGAAACUGCUGAGCCAGGAGACUUGGUAAAGGAGGAAGUACAAAAACCGCCUGAUGGCAAACAAUUCCACAGUUCUGGAGAAAGCAUUGGCAGCCACGACACUUCAUCAAGCAAAAGUGAUAGUGAGUUGAGUUAUAUGGUUGACUGCGAGAUUCGUUGGGAAGAUCUACAGCUGGGUGAAGAGAUUGGGCAAGGCUCAUGUGCAGUAGUUUAUCGCGGCAUGUGGGAGGGAUCGGAUGUUGCUAUUAAGGUCUAUGUUGGGAACGAAUAUAGUGAAAAUACUUUGCAGGACUACAAGAAAGAGAUCGAAAUAAUGAAGAGACUGAGACAUCCGAAUGUUCUAUUGUUCAUGGGAGCAGUCUACUCUAAGGAACGACUAGCCAUUGUAACAGAAUCCAUGCCAAGGGGAAGUCUCUUCAAGACACUACACAAAAACAAUCAAGUCUUAGACACAAGGCACCGUUUGAGAAUGGCCCUUGAUGUUGCCAGAGGAAUGAAUUAUUUGCAUCACAGGAAUCCACCAAUAGUGCAUCGAGACCUCAAAUCUUCUAACCUGCUCGUUGAUAAAAAUUGGACUGUCAAGGUUGGAGACUUUGGUCUCUCAAGGUUGAAGAAUGCCACGCUGUUAACAGCAAAAUCUGGAAGAGGAACUCCUCAGUGGAUGGCUCCUGAAGUCCUUCGUAAUGAACCAUCAGAUGAAAAGUCUGAUGUGUACAGUUUCGGCGUAAUACUAUGGGAACUGAUGACAGAAUCUAUUCCAUGGAACAACUUAAAUUCCCUUCAGAUUGUCGGAGUGGUUGGCUUCAUGGAUAGAAGAUUGGACGUGCCAGAAGGGAUUGAUCCUGGGAUAGCCUCCUUAAUCCACGACUGUUGGCAGAGUGCCCCGGAUAAGCGACCUUCUUUCGAGUUGAUCCUCCAGAGAAUGAGAAGCCUAGUCCGCAGCUGUGCAGCUGCCUCCAUCCGAAAGAACCCAGGUAGCUAAGGUUGUAAUUCAACUCGAAACCAAAGUUUUGUUUGUGCAUAUAGUCAUCCAAACUGUAGAUGAAUAGCUCCAAUCAAUCACAUUAUCUUCUUUACUUUCA